AUGACUGGUGUCCCGGGGGGGCACUUCCCCGCGGAUUCACCCUCCCCAGCAAAUUUCACAUCUCGUGAGCUUGUGCAAGCUGUGGAUUCCGCUCGCUCAUGGGAGGGCUUGAUCGACGAAGGACGAGAGCACGCACGGAAAGCUGAAUGGGAAGAUGCGCUGCGAGCCUUCCACAACGCUCUCAGCCUCUGCGCCCCCGAAAAGCCAUUCCCAAACGCGAGAUAUUACAAGCACCUCGCUCUUGGCGAGAUAGGAAGUGCCAACCGAAGGUUUGGCCGGUACAAGACUGCAAGUGAUUUCCUGGAAGAGGCCAUCAACGGACUGAAGCCCUGCCUCCGGCGAGUAGAGUUCAGCGGAGAGCUUGGUGUCACAUACUCGCACAUUGGCCAGCUCGAGCACGCCAGCAACGCCUUCACAAAGCAGUACGAGGCUGCCAAAGAGGUGGGGGCCGAUCGCGAGAUAUGUCGCGCAGUCGGAAACAUGGGGAUGUUGAACUUUCGCUUGUCUCAGAGAGACAACGACCAGAGCCUGCUCGACCUGGCGAUCACGCAACUCCAAGAACGGGUGGAUCUCGCAGAAGAUCUGAGACGAAAUACCCUCGCGCAGGCAGAGAGCGCCAACUCCGCCCACUGGCUCCAAGUCCUCGAAACCUGGAAGACAAUCGGGCUCUGCAGGCUCUCGUUGUGUCACUGCGCUCGGGGGAACGUCGACAAGGCCAUCGCCGUCUCCGCGGAGGCUCUCGAGAUGACGGCCCUGUCGAGAGAUGUCACAGUCAAAGCCAUGACACGAUUCUUCCACGGGCGGGCUCUUGUAAAAGGAGGGAGGCGGGAGGAGGCGCUCCGCCUGUAUAACAUCCCUGGGACGUGCUCACCUGCUAUUGCAUUUGCCAAGGAGCCGUCGGAAGAGAACCGUGGCUACUUGCAGGAGCUGGCAGACAUCGGAGCAGACUUUGACAUCGUCGAUGAGCAAGGAUAUACGGCCCUCGACCACGCCGUCUUUAGCGGGGACGUGACGACGGAAAGCAUCAUAUUGGAGGGGCUGCGAAAGGUCUCCGAGGACAAGGCCCGCGAACGGCAAACGGAAGCCAGGCUGCGCAAGGGUUACCGAGAGCUGUUCCAAGACAAGCUUCGCCCUGUCCUACUGAGCGGAGGCCUGUACGUCUUGUCCAAGCUGAGGAAGGCUUACGCAGAGGCGCUCGCAACCGACGAGACCAAGAGGAGCGUGUUCGACGGGCUGAAUUUCAUGUGGUACUCUGACUUCCUUGACUUCAAGAGACUUCCGCGAUCCGACGACGGACUGGUCCGCGAGUUCAACUCCAACUGGCCUGACAAGACUGCACGGGCUGCAGAGAAGGUUGUGUUCAUCUCGUAUCGAUGGAUCAACAAAACGCCAGGGGCGAAAUCCCCAGACGACGACAAACACACCCAGUACCGUCGCAUGAUUGACGCGAUCGAACACUACCUUCGCCUCAACCCUUCGGUGCACAAGGACAAGCUCGGGAUCUGGAUGGACCACGCCUGCGUCAACCAGGAUGACCCAAACACGGGCGUUUCGGCGUUGCCCAUGAUCAUCGCGCAGUGCGACGCAAUGAUCAGUCUCGUCGACGAGGACUACUACGACCGCGGGUGGUGCGCGGUCGAGGUCAUGAUGGCCGAGACGCUCCGGUCUUCCUAUAGCAUCCAUCAAUGGUACGAGCAUGUGGUGCAGCCGGGUGUCUCCAGAGUCGAGGGCGUGCUGAGGGAGGCCCCUGAUCGCCCGAUUGGUAUGAUGAAAGACAAGCGCCUUACGUUCGAGACGGAUCGGCCCAAGGUCCUCUUCCUGGAGAGGCAGAGCAAGCUCCUCGGAUGA
Colletotrichum graminicola M1.001 is the source of this 1848-nucleotide messenger RNA. RefSeq lists its product as uncharacterized. Bases 1 to 1848 code for a protein of 615 amino acids. The record is from RefSeq and is a predicted model, not a curated record. The transcript is spliced from 2 exons. Gene Ontology annotation, molecular function: protein binding. NCBI's taxonomy places the organism in Eukaryota, Fungi, Ascomycota, Sordariomycetes, Glomerellales, Glomerellaceae.